UAGCCUUAGCCUUUUUAACAUCUGCAUAGUGCAUUAUAAUGUUGAAGUAUUCUCCCACUCAGUUCUUAUUAAUUGUUUUGUCUGAACUCUGCCAUUAAGUUAUGUUCAAAAUACAUAAGCAGAUGAAUUCCAAAUGGAGAAGCUACAUUCCUCAUUACAUAACAUAAUUCUUACGAGGUUUCUCUUUGCAAUUGCAGCGCCUUGUUAGACAGAGCAGCGCCUCAAUUUGCAUCAUAUUUUACAUACACAAAGAGGCAAAUGCAAUAAAGAUAAGAACGCCUCAGAGUUUAUGAUGCCUUCUGGCACAUAUUGUCUGCACAAGGAGGAUGUGGCUGCUGCUGAUGUCAAUGCUUGUCUCUGCCCUGUCUCCCUGCGGGGACGGGGACACGGUCGUGGGUCACCACGGCUUGAGCUUGUGCGGAAAACUGCUGCACAGUGGACAGGUGACUUCCAGAGGACCAGGGACACUCCUGACCCAAACGAACCAUUGCUGCAUGCGUAUCAACAGAGGCCGUGUGUGUGCUGCUGUGCAGCACAAACAAAGAGCCCUUUACUUGCCAUACGCAGUGCAUGAUGACCACAGACACAAUUUGUUUCAUCAGGAUGUGACAGAGAGGAGUCAUAUUCCAGCACUGUUUUGCUGCUCUCUGCCGUCUGCAUGAAUUAUCAACACCAGGUGCGACUGCUACAGUUUGCAAGUGUCUUCCACAUCAGACAAGCACGAAACUGGUUCUUUCUCCUCAUCUUGAAGAAGGAAAAAGUGUUCCAGUAUUUCUCAAGUUGGAUACUCCCCCAGCAAUGCACGUUACUAGCAGAGGCACACAGACUAAGACCGGUGGUGAAAUCAGCUAUAUUUCCAUGGAUAUAAUUAAAGAUCACCCUCAUUCAGGUUCAGCAUGUCCUUUGUCUCAUUGCCCAGCUGCCUCAAGACACAGUUUCCCGGCUUUCUCAUUGGAGAAACCCAAGAGCUGGGCAACCAACACUGUUGUUAAACUGCAGAAAAUGCUAACGAAGAGAUACUGUGCUGCCACAACUGUGGUUAUUCCCUGCUAUAUUAAAGAUGGGCAAUUAAGAUCGGCAAUUAACAUUAAAAAAAUGUCCAUAGAACGGAUCCCAGAACCACAGAUAAGACAAAAAGAGUUCACAAAGCAGGGGAUGAGCUUGAAAGUUCUCAGGCAGUUUGACAGACGACAGUCUUCAAAAGCUUUGGUUAGUCAAGAUACCAUUUUCCAAACGGCUUCUCGGCACUCUGGCAGCUCUUCACUGAAAACCUCAGAGGCAUCACAAUUAGAGAUACAGAGAAGUGCAGCCUGUAUUAUGAAGAAAAACAGACAUCUCAACUUGGAGAAAAGUCUUCUGAAACAACUUUCUUUAAAAGCUGCGUCUAGUGCGGAUGAUGAUGAUGAUGAUGAUGAUGAUGAUGGUGGAUUUGUGGAUUGGUCUGUCUCCAGUGAGAAUAAAAAAUCCAUAAAUAGACCGCAGUAUAAGUUAAGGGCCACUCAGGAGGAUAAUAGCGGAGAUUUCAGCGGGGGUAUAAUCACAAGACAAGCAGAGCUUUGGCGCUCAGAUGGAGAAAGCCAAACUGGACAAACACAUAGAAAUUCUAUUGGAAGUGGAAACUGGAAAACAUUAGCAUUCAUCCCACAAACAGACGCCACGCAUACAACAGAUAAUAAUGAUGUCGAUCACAAACAUGUGCUCACUGAGGUGGGAGAACAAGCCUUGAUCAUGUUGCUCCUCCCAGACACAGAGAUGGAGACGCAAACAGAACCACUAUCGGAAACAAAACUUAUUCUGAAAACAGACACUCGAUGGGAAACUGUAAAUAUUCACAAAAAGGAGCCGGCCGACCCCCAACCCAUGACCAAAGUUAUGAAGGAGAACGUCAUUACUGAAGACGAUAACUCAAAGUGUAAAUGCUUGAAAGAAGCCCCAUUUCCAUUAGGCAUUCAUGCAAUACAAAGGAGGGAGGGAAUAGAUAUGAAACCAGCAGAAAGUAUAGCAAGUGUAACCAAAGCGUCUGCAUCUGCUAAGAAACAGGUCAAAGAAAGGACAGAGGAAGUAGAACACGCAGAGACUGAUAACACAACUCAUGAAAAUAUGAGCAGAAAUCAUUGGAAACAAGAGCAGGAUGUAGCACCAGGAGAAUCAGUCGCACCCUCACGCAAAAUGAUGGAAACAGAAAAGACAGUAAGAGAGCACACAGCACAGACAACUGCACUAAACAUGGCGAUAAAACAGACGACAUCGAGUUUCCAAGUCUUUAAACAAGGCAGCCCACAGAAAACCAACAGACUGCCAAGUAGAGAGGAGACCCCGACGAACACACUGAGGCCGGAGCCUGAGACAGACGGUGCGCCCAGGUUUAUAACAUGUAGAACCAGUAACACUGAAUCUACGACUGGAGAGUCAUUCUCAGGCCUCAGGAUGAGAGAGGACGUCCCGGCAGCUCGUGGAGGCCCCGAGGAUGAAGAGGGAGAUGCGGUGAACAGGCCAGAAACUGGGAGAGAGGAAGACAAAACUGACCCAGGAGGAGGGACCUCAUUUACAUUUACAAAAACUUUAGAAACAAUCCACAAACACCUGACAAACAAUCUUCCAAAAUUGACAGGCGACACGGUGCCACUCUGCAGAGGUUUAAUACAUCGCACCGAGGCUGGGUGGAAACACUGCACGGAGAGGUUUGCAGGAACGGGAUCCAAGAUGAUUUCCUCAAGGGAAUCCAUGGAUGCAUUUGAGAGAGUAGUAGAGCUGGAGAGAGAGCAUGCAUCUGUCAGGGACCAUGGUGACAGCCAGCCCGAUGAUGAUGAUGAUGAUGGACAUAAUCAUUUCUAUUAUUUUGAUGGAGUAUUGAAAAGAGUUAAAAAUAGUUUUCACUUCAAGAGUCGAAGAAGACGAAAAAGGAGCCACGACAAGAUUAUUUCCUCGCUGAGAAAAAAGAGAGACUCCAGUGAAAAUCUUCUCAGUUAUAUCCAACGUCUUACUUUGAGGAAUCAGGUCAGUCACUUCAAAUGGUCAGGCACCGACAGUCACGUGCAGAGAGGCGCGCACGAAACCCUGGAAAUUAAAUCAGAUUCACAGAGCGAGUUAAGCACUUGAACCAGGCAAAAAUCAACGAUGCAUAAUACAGAAUCACAGAUGAUCAUUAACAGUGUUGAUGGAGAAUAAAGGUGAUUUUGAAUGUCAUCUCCAGGUGGAAAGCAGUAGAGCACAUACUGCACCUCCACCAUGGCCAAAGAAUCAUGUAUAUCUUAUAAGAAAGAAAAAUCACCAGUGUUCAUAAAUUAUUACAGUGGUGUUAUAAUUAGUGGAGCUAAUAAUUGUUCAUCAACCACAGCUCCACCUACUGGUCAGUGAAUGAAAUACGUCAGCCAUGUCAGUGGCAUCAACUCCACACUUCACAAAAAAUAAAGGACAAAUGCACAACAGAUGAAUAAGUGGGUGAACAAGCAGAUAACAUACAAAUCCCCUCAUGCUUCUUCAUGUGCACUGUUCUAUGACUAUACUGACAAAAUAGAGAACAUAAGGAUAACUAGAAAUGCACUCAAUAGAGCGCAUAUACCUCCGCCAUGGCUCUAAAGUCUCAUGGGGAAACCAUUUAAAACCACUACUUCUGGAUUUUUAUUUGGAUCUGCGCCAAAUUGCUCAAACUCAUAGAUAUCAGUCGCCUGAAUAUGCAUUUUUCAUCCGGAUUCAUGCUUUAUUCACUGGGAAAUCUGUGAAAAUGACAAAAGAAUUGUUUCCUCUUUAACGUUCUUCAACAUCUCACGAUUUUAAGGAAAUUAAAAAACACCAACAACUUUAAUUCGACCCCUUGUCCAGAUCCUCCCCCAAAAAACACAAGGAGUUCUUUCUUGGCCAAUGUCCCAUUUAGUCUGUUGAGUAGUUUUUGAGUAAAAAUGCUGUAAUGUCCUUGGUGGAGGUGAUAAAUUGAAUGUUUUUGUUUUGAGAAUUUAUACUGUACAAAUUAAACAAAGCAACAAACACA
Molecule: messenger RNA, 3988 nt
Organism: Scophthalmus maximus (turbot)
Lineage: Eukaryota; Metazoa; Chordata; Actinopteri; Pleuronectiformes; Scophthalmidae
Exons: 4
Coding region: 799-3099 (766 amino acids)
Source: RefSeq, a predicted model, not a curated record